Messenger RNA from Entelurus aequoreus (snake pipefish), 4384 nucleotides. RefSeq names its product tetratricopeptide repeat domain 7A (gene ttc7a). Gene Ontology annotation, biological process: phosphatidylinositol phosphate biosynthetic process; protein localization to plasma membrane. The transcript is spliced from 21 exons. Lineage: Eukaryota; Metazoa; Chordata; Actinopteri; Syngnathiformes; Syngnathidae. The record is from RefSeq and is a predicted model, not a curated record. Gene Ontology annotation, cellular component: plasma membrane. Gene Ontology annotation, molecular function: protein binding. Bases 174 to 2726 code for a protein of 850 amino acids.
AAGACGACAUAGUUUGUCCAAGUGGAGUUGCCGUACAGCAGCUUGGGCAAGGUGAACGCGCACCUUUGUGCAAACUGCAGGUCGCCAACAGGGGGCGCAAAGGAACCUUCGCUGAGUCUGCAGUCACUCCUAUCGUGUCCGGAGAGUACAAUCAGCACCGAGACAGAGCGGCCAUGGUAUCCCGGGUGUCGUUCACUCAGCUGCGGUUCGAAGCGGAGCUGGAUCGGUACCGGGCCGAAUGCCUGUGGGACAGAAUCCCACCUGUCAUCGAACACAUGCAGGCUGCACAUAUGCACGAAGAUGAUGAUUAUGGGGCACUGCUAUUGGCCGAGGCUCUUCUAGAAGAGUGCCUGCAAGAAAAUAUGGACCUAUUACGGCGAUCCACACCAUUAAUGGACAAGACGCAACCCAAAUUAUGCCGUGCCAAAAGCUACCUCAACACCAUUCUAAGCCGAGGCCGUCUCACGCCCAAGUACUUGAAUGAAGCUCUGCUGCUGAUGGCCAAAGUGCACUAUGUGCAGGGUCGCCACCGCGAUGCUCAGGGAAUGUGUGCAAGGGUGGGAUUGGAGGACCUUACACGUGACGAACAGCCCACCUACCACCUGCGCCUGCUGGCUGAGGCCUUCAUCAUUAAAGGUUUGUCUCUGGACCACCAGGCACACUCUUCAGUGUCUCGUAUUCGUCUGAUAGAGAGGGAGGAAGAGAGUCUUUCCUGUUAUCUCAAAGCUUGCGACGCUGCUCUGUCAUAUCUGCAGGAGCUUGAUAAGACCGUAACAACGCCCCACAGUAAGACAGCCAAACUCAGUCUACUUGCUCCACCUGCGGACAUGGACCUGGGUUUUUUUCUUCAGGCGGCUCUACAGAGCGCUUACCUGUGUUUGCUGCAAAGAGGUCAUUUGGCACAGGGUGCUCACCAGCUGCGUCGUGUGAUGAGGGUGGUAGAGUCACGAGCGUCUCAGGGUUUCAGGAAGGCUGCAGCAAGAAAACUAGCAGAAGUCCUUCUGAGCUCAGUGAAUGAGGACAGCUACUGGCCUCCUCUGGGCCCCCCACCCACUGCCUGGCUCCGUAGAGAGGGAGCCGCCACCUCAAAAGAAGCACGCUAUCCUACCUUCAAACCACCACAACGUUACAGCACUGACAGUUGCUUCUGUCCCCAGGACGUGGUAGAAGAAGCUGUCUUACUGCUUCUAAUUACCGAGUCCAUGGCCAGUGGUGAUGCAGUCAUCAGCCGGCAGCCAGACCAGGCCGAGGCGCGCCAGGCCACCUUGCAGGAUUCGGUCUCUGUCUACGACUUGCUCACUAUCGGCAUGGCCAGGAGAGGGCAGUACACAAUGUUGUCUGAGUGUCUCGAGCGAGCAAUGAAGUUUUCAUUCAAUGAGUUCCACCUCUGGCACCAGUUGGGCUUGUCACUCAUGGCGUCUGGGAAGGCAGUUGGUGCUGUGUCUGUUUUUAAGGAAUGUGCCAGAAUGAGACCAGAGGACCCGUCAUUACCUCUGUUGGCUGCAAAAGUUUGCAUUGGUCAGCUGCACUGGUUUUCAGAAGCAGAGUUUCUGUCCCAGAGUGUUGUGUCCAUGGGAGACUUGGCUGGAGAAUUUCUUCCCCGGGCCUACCUAGCUUUGGGACUCUCCUACAGUCUGCAGGCUUCUGAUGCCUCUCUGAAGGAAGAUCGGGAUGAAUACAACAAAAAAGCACUACGAUAUCUAAGAAAGGCCCAUUCAUUUGACCCACAGGAUGCUCACAUUACCAUGUGCCUGGCUCUUCAGUUGGCACUUGUGCGCCAGGUAUCGGCAGCCAUGGAGUCCUUGCAGGAGGCUUUAUCUCUCCAAGGGGAUGACUUACACUCCCUCCACUUGCUGACUCUUCUCCUCAGUGCUCAGAAACACCACCGCCAUGCCCUGGACACCUUGGGACUGGCCCUCAGCCAACACCCUGACAACUUCAAUUUGCUGUUCACAAAAGUUAAGCUUGAAGAGGUCCUCUAUGGCCCAGCUGUGGCCUUACAAACCUGUGAAGAAAUGUUGCAAUGCUGGCAAAGCCGCUAUGAUGUCAGUCCCUCAAAUGAGACAGAUGACACCAGCAGUGUUCCAGUGGUUGAGAGGCACGGGGCUAGCCAUGGAUUCAGUAAAACAUCCAUCCACCUCACUCUGCCCGACUUCCAAGACACUUCCACUGGGUCCAUGAGUCCAACGGUUGCAGCAUCUCGCCUGGAUGCAGCCCUCUCAGAAGUGUCAGACAUUAGCUUAAUGCAUCGCCAAGGACCUACGUACAUCUGGACUACCCUUGAACGCAUCUGGCUGCAAGCUGGGGAGCUGUUCAUGGAGGAUGGCCGACUGAAGGAAGCCCAGUUUUGCAUAGCAGAGGCCAGCUCACUCUACCCCAACUCACACUCUGUGCUGCUCCAGCGGGGCCGCCUCGGUGAACUCCGGGGUCAAAUGGAUGAAGCUAAAAGUCUCUACGAUGAAGCUCUGGCCAUCCAUCCUACUGGGGAGCGCAUACUGGUGUACAUGGGUCGGCUGCUGGUGAAAAUCAGGCGUGUGCACCUUGGCGAGAAGGUCCUGCGUGAUGCAGUUCAGGUCCACAGCACGUCACACGAAGCGUGGAGUGGACUUGGAGAGGCGCUACAGUCUCGCGGCUCCAGUCAGGCUCCUGACUGCUUCCUGACCGCUUUGGAGCUGGAAGCUUCCUGCCCCAUUCGACCUUUCACCAUCAUCCCUAGAGAGCUCUGAGAGACCUGAGGUGCAACUUUCUCUCAACUAACUUGAUUUUGGACACUCUUUUCACACAGUUUGGUCAUUUGAUUACUUUUAUAAAGUUUUAUUUUGUUUGAUUAUUUUAAGGAGCAUUUGACGUUGUGAGACCAAAACAUUGACGCUUUAUUUUUUACAUGGCGAUAAAUCCAAAAACCAAGCUGAACCUCGGUCUUUGUUGAUAAGUUGUGGAUAACCUUUAUUUGGCAUGUUCCCAUGUUCAUGAGGACAGAAGACCAUCUCUUUGAGGACGUUGUUUUAGUUUUUUCGAUAAAAAAAAUAUCUUAAAGGGAGACCUCCAGAAACGCCAUAAAACCGACUGGGAAGUGAGCAAGAUUUUAUUGGACUUUUAGCAGAAGGUGCAGUGUACUUUGAGUUUAUCAUUUGCAUUCUUAUUAUAAUAUAAUUGUGCAGCAAAAUGAAGCUGCCAGGAGAAUAUUUUAUUAGAAGUAGGAAUGCUUAUUGGAGGUUCAUUUAUUAUUAGUAUUGUUUAAAUGUGAUUGGUUAAAUAAAACUGGCACUUUAUUGAUUUAUUGGUUACCAUCAAUAACACACUACAGUUACAUGUGGAACUUACUGUUCCUUACUUCAUUUGUGCAUACAUAUUAUAGAUAUAUAUUCAUAAUAAUGACACCCCAGCUUUAUUUCUAUUUAGUUUUUGGAUUGAUGUAUUUUCAACAUAUUUCUCAGGGUGGUUGGGUCUAAAGAAUGAAGCCGUUUUUCAAUUCCCAUCAUAGAUGGGAAACAACAUUGUAGAUUUAAAAAAAUGAUAAAGCUUAAAUUUAGAGUAGUCAGUGCACAGCUUCGAAAGCAAAAUGGAUUAGACUUGCUGCCCUUUAAAAAUAACAUCAUUGUUUAAAUAUCUGGCAACACCUCCAAGUGAACAUGUCUAAAGUGUGAAUAUUUCACGUGAGCAAAAUUUUUACCCAUCCUCUUGGCCAUGGGAAGGCGGCCCUCAAUGAAAACAAGUUUGACACCCCUGCUCAAAGUACACAAUCUGCAUUAAAUUCAAUUUUAAAAGCGUACAUUUAGUCAGGGGAGGCCCCUGUUUAUGUUGGAUUUGUAUGAAUAUAUUUCAUUGUAUAAUUUUAGGAAGCUGGGAAAGUCAACAAAUGCUAUUUUUCCAGUGUUCAAAGUAGUUUGAAUUAAUAUUUUAAAUUGAUUAGAUAGACAAUUAGAACAAUGUGCAGGACACAAUAAAAAGAUAUGUUACAGUUAAUUUUUUAUUGUGCAUUAAUAUAUCUUCUGUAUAUAUAGCAUGUUUGUGUUUUUGUUGGUCUUUUUUGGUCUCACCUGAUCUCAAUCCUCCCCAUUUUGAAUAAUAACAGCUUUUAAAAUCACUGCCGGAUGCUGCAUCUUCACCUGCCUUGUCACUUGUGACUAAUGGGCAUCACUUCCCUUCCCAGUGUCUCAGCACAUUCAUGCGUGCACUGGGACUUGCCUACUGGCUUAUGUAACACUGCCAGCACACUUUCCUGCCUCUGAACGCCCCCCACAUCUCUCCUUCUCUCUCACUCCCUCCCCAGGCUUGCCUGAUGUGAUGUGGCUUGGUUGCCUAGCAGCCAGCCCUUGUUUGAGUAACUGGGGAGAUAUUUGGUCUUCUUACCAGCACACUCACAUGUGCACAGCAUGGAAUC